Messenger RNA from Apiotrichum porosum, 408 nucleotides. RefSeq lists its product as uncharacterized. NCBI's taxonomy places the organism in Eukaryota, Fungi, Basidiomycota, Tremellomycetes, Trichosporonales, Trichosporonaceae. The transcript is spliced from 4 exons. Bases 1 to 408 code for a protein of 135 amino acids. The record is from RefSeq and is a predicted model, not a curated record.
AUGUUGAUACCUGCCCUCGUCGCAGCCCUCCUCCUCGGCCGCGGAAGCGAGGCCGCAGUGGCGUACAACUUUACAAACCUCAACUUGACCUACUACUACGACUCGAGCCUCGGCGGCCACCCAGCAUGCGCGGCGCUCAACGGUGGGCUCCUGUGGUCCGUCCCCAUCAUCGAGAACCCGGCCGCGUGCGGCGACAGCAUCAUGUCGAUGCACACGGACAAUGUCGUCGCGCUCAACGUGUCCUGGCUCAACCAGGAUAACAUGGCACAGCGGCCGAACCUGUGUGGGCGAGAAAUCCAGAUCUGGAAAGACGGCAGGCAACUGCCCCUCGGCAAACUCUUCCUGUGGGAAGGCUGCGCCGCGUGCCAGACCAUGCCGCGCGCCGACGUCAGUGUCUCGACCUUAUAA